Laccaria bicolor S238N-H82 is the source of this 888-nucleotide messenger RNA. RefSeq lists its product as uncharacterized. The record is from RefSeq and is a predicted model, not a curated record. The coding region runs from base 1 to 888 and encodes 295 amino acids. NCBI's taxonomy places the organism in Eukaryota, Fungi, Basidiomycota, Agaricomycetes, Agaricales, Hydnangiaceae. The transcript has 8 exons.
AUGGAGGCAAAAUUCGAUAACAAGACUAACGUUCUUAACGCCAAGAUACGAACCACUCACGACGACACGGUCAUCUAUUCCGUCACGACCAGCGAAGGGCUUUGGGGGCGGAGAUACACUUUCCUCAAAGAUGCCAACCCCGCCUUGGGCGAUUCGACAACUGUUGGGGUUAUACAUUGGAACGAGAAGAUAUUUGAGGUCGGUGGGCACAAGAAAUCGCUUAAAGAUAUCAGGAGGAAGCCGCAGGGCUUUAGAAACAAAGAGAGAUACUGGAGAUGGUCGUCCGAUAGGAGGGAAUACGCUGUCGAUUUCCAAGAAGAAGAGUGGAAGGUCAAAAUCAACAACUCAAAAAACGUGACUGUCGAAGGGACUUUUGACGUACCAUAUCGACCCAAACUAUUUGGAAAGACGACGCCAAUGGUUUUUCACCUCUCAAGAAAGGCGCUUGCAAAGGACGAGGUUUUCCUCAUCUUGGUGCUCAUCUAUAGCGAGUCUAAAAGACAGGAAAAGAUGGUUGGCUCAAAGCCACUCAAAAUUCACUCGUUGAGUGCACAAUAUCUUGGUCCGAAAAAACAAGCAAGGUGCAUCUCCGCUCUUACGCUUGAAAUUGACGGACUUGGCCGUAUUCGGGGUGAGGACGCUUACGCGUUGUUUGGCUCCAGCUGGAACUUCGCCCCCACCCGCUUACCUUUCGCAUGUGCCUGCCUUCAAAGGAGGUGGGAAACAACUACGACCCACAAGGUAUUUAAGAAACGUGAUCAGCGCAUGCAUCUCGAAGCAACGCGAAACAUGCCUAGCACAGAAAAGGAAACUUCAAGGCCAUCCCGAAUCCCGACCUACCUCACUCCUGCUAUUCGGUUAUUUGUGGACGAUACUGAGCGGCGUUGA